AUGGACUGCAGUAACGACGCGCAUGAACAGAACAAUUUUCUCUCUCGCGCAGAUGCAUUACCGUCCCCGUCACAAGUACUACCAUCCGAAGACCCUGGACAUGAUUCAGAAGAUGAGUACGCGAAUUAUAUGGCUUCUCUAAACAUUUCGGAUGAAUCUAAAUGGAAACCAGUGCCCGUAAGCAACAAGGCCGAAGACUUUUCACCGAAUGGGGAGCUCGACGUCGAGCCGGCGCGUCCAUGGCCUGGAGGACUGCGGCCGUCGCGUCUGAAGCACUUUGCUUCGCACUAUCCAGUUACCCCCUUGGAUCCAAUCUACAAGGAGCAAUACUUUUGGGGAAAAUUAAAUUCAGUGCCAGGCUUCCGACCCCGCGCGCUCAAACCACCAGCUCGACUUCGCUUCGCUUCGCACUUACCGGGACGCACGCGCCCUCUCAAAUUGUUUCAAGAUCUGGCAUACGAUAAGUUGGCUGCUGUGCAAUCGCAUCGUCAUUCGGCGUCAGGACUCCUGACGAGCUUCUUAGCCAUACAUAAGAUCGUUCAAGUCCCAGGAACCAUCGUAGCGUGUGCAGCAGCGUCGGGUGGGCAUCCUGACUAUUCCGAUGAAGAUCGGGAAGCGUCCCCCCAAUUAGACAACAAUGCCGGGACAUUGGUAGUGCUCGACCAGGGCCGAUCUUCUUCGAAGAAAUACUACACAGUGAAUGAUGUAUUGUUCAAUCCAUUGAACCCCAAACAAUUUCUAUCGACUGGGAAUGAUUGUCAAGUGCAGAUUUGGCAGCUGCCUCAGGUCGAUGCAGUGGAAAUGAUUGAAUCAGUCACCAGCGUCCCCUGGAUGAUGAAUUCCAUUACGCUCGGGGAUGCUGCCCAGGACUUGGUGCGCUCAUCCAAUGGCGCAAACAUUGCUGUGUCUUGUCGAGACGGCACAGUUUCCAUCUUCAAGACAAUGAAUUUAUUUGCUUCAUCAACAGAGUUCAGAGCUAUGCCUCUGCCUGAUCCAGAGACCAAACUUCAUGUUGCUCCUCCUGAUGCUGGGCAUGCUACGGGUACUGUACUGUGGGGAUGCGGUCCAACUGAGCGCCUUAUAUACACAUCUUCAGAACCUCACGACUCAGAUGGUGAGGGAAAGGACCAAGGUUUCCACCAUGCAUAUGAUAUGUCACAAGGUCGAGAGCUAUUUCCCUUCAGCGCUAAUGAAGCAGGUGAUGCAGGAGCCAUCAGUCCAGAUGGGAGCUCAUAUGUCCUGAUCACAUGUGGUGAGAAUAAUCAGCACCCCAUAAGGUUGUAUGAUGUUGCCCGCAAGUCGGGACAUGCCAUUGCUGAAACAACGCUCGAGGCAUCUAUUUCACAAUUUUCUUCAUUUGAAGUCACGGCGGCCACUUUCUCUUCCGAAGGUCGCCUCCUUGCUGUGGCACGCUCAGAUAAUGCCACACAUAUGUACGACAUUCGCAUGCUAACCAAAGGUCCCCUUGUGGUGUUCAAACACAAGGAAUUAGAUGUAAUAGGUUCACCCAGGUAUGGUGUUGUUCAUGCAUGCUGGGUCGAGGGGCGGGAUCGGCGACGCGUUGGCAUUGUCAGUGGGGGAAACGAUGGGUGCGUGCGAGUAUGGGAUCCGAUGCUUGCAUUGUCAGACAAGUCCCAAGGGAAAGUGCUAGCACGCACAGAGUUUGAUGUUGCAUACUUUGCCUUGGGCGAUAUGUGGGCAGGGGAGAAACCACUCAUUCUCGGCCAUUGUGGCGGAGGCCUCUACGUCUAUGACCACUUGGAUGGUGACGGCGUACCAUGA
Messenger RNA from Suillus subalutaceus, 1782 nucleotides. RefSeq names its product WD40-repeat-containing domain protein. Gene Ontology annotation, molecular function: protein binding. The transcript is spliced from 11 exons. The record is from RefSeq and is a predicted model, not a curated record. NCBI's taxonomy places the organism in Eukaryota, Fungi, Basidiomycota, Agaricomycetes, Boletales, Suillaceae. The coding region runs from base 1 to 1782 and encodes 593 amino acids.